Penaeus chinensis is the source of this 633-nucleotide messenger RNA. RefSeq lists its product as uncharacterized. The record is from RefSeq and is a predicted model, not a curated record. Bases 1 to 633 code for a protein of 210 amino acids. The transcript has a single exon. Lineage: Eukaryota; Metazoa; Arthropoda; Malacostraca; Decapoda; Penaeidae.
AUGAUUGAUGCACGGCUUCGAGAAAGGGUGACGGUAGAUAAACAGCAGUUUGGGUUUAUGCCGAACAGGAGCACUAUAGAUACGAUUUUUGCCUUGCGACAGCUGACUGAAAAAUAUCGGGACGGACAAGAAAAUCUACAGUGUGUGUUCAUCGACCUUGAGAAAACAUAUGACAGAGUGCCAAGGGAAGAACUGUGGGCAUGUAUGAGAGAAGCUAAGAUCACGGAGGGACAUGUAAAAGCAGUUCAGGACAUGUAUAAAGGGUGCCGGACCAAAGUGAGAACACCUUGUGGAGAGACUGAGGAGUACUCCAGGGAUCAGCGCUUAGCCCUUUCCUUUUCCUGGUCAUACUGGUUAACAAAAGACAUUAGGAGAGAGGCUCCGUGGGACAUGCUUUUUGCAGAUGAUGUUGUUAUAUGCACCAAGACAAGGCAGGAGGCGGAACGAAGAUUAGAAUCGUGGAGACAUGCACUCGAAAGAAGGGGCCUGAAAGUAAGCCGGAAGAAAACAGAAUACCUGUGUAUUGAUGGGGGAGAAAAAGAAGAAGGUUCCAUUAGGAUCCAAGGAGAAGUGGUAAAUAGGGUAAAAGAUUUCAAGUAUCUCGAGGCAACAGUGCAGUGGAGUGGAGUGUGA